AUGACUCUGACUCCUAAUCUGACACUGACUCUUACUCUAACUCCUUUUCUGUCUCCUUCUCUGACUGCUUCUCUGACUCCUACUUUGACUCCGACUCCUACUCUGACUCCCACUCUAACUUCUACUCUGACUCCUUCUCUGACUCUCACUCCUUCUCUGACUUUUACUCUGACUCUAACUCCUUCUCUGACUCUGACUCCUUCUCUGGCUCCUUCUCUGACUCCUUCUCUGGCUCCUUCUCUGACUCCUACUCUCACUCCUUCUCUGACUCCUACUCUCACUCCCUCUCUGACUCCUACUCUGACUCUAACUCCUUCUCUGACUCUGACUCCUUCUCUGGCUCCUUCUCUGGCUCCUUCUCUGACUCCUUCUCUGACUCCUAUUCUUGACUCCCACUCUGACUCCUACUCUGGCUCCUACUCUGACUCUGACUCCCACUCUGACUUCUACUCUGACUCUAACUCCUUCUCUGACUCUGACUCCUUCUCUGGUUCCUUCUCUGGCUCCUUCUCUGACUUCUUCUCUGACUCCUUCUCUGACUCCUACUCUCACUCCUUCUCUGACUCCUACUCUGACUCUAACUCCUUCUCUGACUCUGACUCCUUCUCUGACUCCUACUCUAACUCCUUCUCUGACUCCUACUCUGACAUCUUCUCUGACUUCUACUCUAACUCCCUCUCCGACUCCAGCUCUUCUGCUAGCCCUGGCGUAGCUCAGUCUGGCCGGCUCAGUCUAGCGAAAGGAUCCCAGGAUUGUCAGGCGAGUGCAACCUGCAUCUUUGGCUGUCAUGCUGUGCCCCGUUGA
Messenger RNA from Drosophila mojavensis, 804 nucleotides. RefSeq lists its product as uncharacterized. The transcript has a single exon. NCBI's taxonomy places the organism in Eukaryota, Metazoa, Arthropoda, Insecta, Diptera, Drosophilidae. The record is from RefSeq and is a predicted model, not a curated record. Bases 1 to 804 code for a protein of 267 amino acids.